GUGCGUGGAAAUCUAUGGAUAUAAUGUUGUGAUUUUUUGUAGUCCUACAGGAGUAAUUCUUAAAACACCGGUGAUUUUUAAACAAUGGAUAUCCAGCUUGCAAACGAGACCGGAGGCGGAUACGUUAUCCAAAAUGUGAUUGUAUGUGAGGACUCUAGCAUGGAGGAUACGGGUAACGAGACUGAAGGAGAUUCGGCUGGAUUUCCGCCGGCGUGGUGGCACGUGUCGCGUUUCAUUGUCGACGUUGUGAUAGUGGGAAUUAUGAUUCUAAUCGGCUUUAUAGGAAAUAUGCUUAGUUUUGUUGUGCUUCACAAAGAUAAGAAUUGGUCAACGACGCAUUUUCUACUACAAUGCCUGGCGUUGGCGGACACACUGUUUCUCUGCGGAUGCAUGAUGUUUCAAACGUUAUUCUCAAUCAAGCCAUACCUCAACGUUUUUGAGGAAUAUCACGAAGUAUUUCCGUACAUCCUCCCCUACUUGUAUCCACUGGGCCUAAUGGCGCAAACUGCACGCAAUUGGAUUACUGUAACAGUGACAGUGGAUCGUUUUAUUGCGAUUCGAUUCCCCUUAAAAUCAAAUCGGAUAUCGACAAUAAAAAACAUGCGAAUUACAGUAACAUUUGUUGUCAUUGGAGCAAUUUUAUUCAACAUCCCAAGAUUUUUUGCAUCGUCCGUCGAAGAACAAUUUGAUGCAUGUACAAACACUACAAGCAUUGUCAACAUUGAGAACGAAAAAUUCUCAAAAUCGCCGACGUACCGAAUAUUCUAUGGGAUAGUGCUCUACUUCAUCUUUAUUGUAGUCGGACCACUUUUAUUGCUAGUUAUUCUAAAUAUCAACCUCAUGGUGAUCAUACAUCGGUCGAACAAACAACGAUCAAGAAUGGCGAAAGUCUCGCCCAAUUCACAAAAAGCGGAUGUGAACCGUAUGCUUAUUUCCGUCAUAUCCGUUUUCAUAAUUUGCGAAGCGCCAUCGGUCGUGUACCAGGUGCUCUGGAUGACGAACAGCCCGCAAGCAAUACUCAUCAUGCCCUUCACGAACAUGCUAGUGACCUUGAACUCAUCGAUAAACUUUUUCAUCUACUGCCUAGCCGGCCAGAAAUUUCGUAAAAUUCUUCGAAGUAUCUGCUGCGGCUCGAAGCAUCGCUGGAGAAAGCUGAACAGAAACGGUAAUUUUUCACGAGCUGGGAGUGAUCCAACGCUGACUCACGAUCGUGACGACCGCAAUUCGACUAUCCACGAACACUUUGUCGUUAACAACAGUAGUAUAAAGAAACAUUACAUACAUCUGGACAGAAUAGAGCUAUCAUAGCACAGGUUUUUAAAGUACAGACUUCCUUAUUUGUGUGAUUCUUUAUCAAUGUGGACAUGCUUCAGAAUUUUUUCACCCUUGAGCAGAAACUUCUUCCAAUUAGGCAACACUUUUUCAAUAUGUUGGAUUACAAACUUUCGCAAAUUUUUCCACUUAGCAAGUAAAGGUGUACAUAUGAAGUGAACUUCAAAGUAAAGAAUUGUCAGUUUCAGUCAAAGUUUUUCCACUUGACGAGUAAAGGGGUGCAUUUGUAGUGAAAUUCAAAGCAGAAAAUUCUCAGUUUUAGCUCCAGAUGAACUUUGUCAAAACGUAAAAGCAUUUAUAUUUAUCAUUUCCCUGGUUGGUCAAUAAUAAAAUAAUGGCCAAAUCGGCACAAGUCGUCAUAAAAAGCCUGAAUAAUCACUGGUAAGAGGUCAACUCUUCAUCCAUUCCAAUCCCAUGUCAAUUCGCCAUCAUAAUCAUCAUCAACAUUGAUCACAAUAGCUAAUUUUUAUUUUUUUAAAAUUAUUUAAUCAGUUUGCAUGAACAGAGUAGCUUAUACAUUUACAUUCAGCCAAAAAGCCUUCUUAGAAUCUGAUUUCCUCUGUUUCAAUCAGUGUAACAGGUUGUGCUAAACUCGGCAUUAAAAAUCUAAUAUGGUCUCGGUUGAAAAUGCCUGCUUUAUCAUGCUGAUGCCACAAAGAAUUGAACCCUGAUUGAGCAAAAAUGUUAGGCAGACAGAGAGAACAGCACAGUGGCGUGGGGGCUCGUGCACAAGUGUAUCCUCUCCAAAUUUUAAUCAAAAGGGAAAAGUCUGUGCCCCUGCCCCGAAAGCUCUGCUAUGCCAAAUGAUUCAAAUAAAGAACCAUUGAAAAGCAUGAUUAAAUGCUGAAUU
This is a messenger RNA of Lineus longissimus, 2182 nucleotides long. Its product is annotated as FMRFamide receptor-like. The coding region runs from base 85 to 1308 and encodes 407 amino acids. The record is from RefSeq and is a predicted model, not a curated record. Gene Ontology annotation, cellular component: membrane. Gene Ontology annotation, molecular function: G protein-coupled receptor activity. NCBI's taxonomy places the organism in Eukaryota, Metazoa, Nemertea, Pilidiophora, Heteronemertea, Lineidae. The transcript has 2 exons. Gene Ontology annotation, biological process: G protein-coupled receptor signaling pathway.